Messenger RNA from Penicillium riverlandense, 1632 nucleotides. RefSeq names its product Aldehyde/histidinol dehydrogenase. NCBI's taxonomy places the organism in Eukaryota, Fungi, Ascomycota, Eurotiomycetes, Eurotiales, Aspergillaceae. Bases 1 to 1632 code for a protein of 543 amino acids. The transcript is spliced from 3 exons. Gene Ontology annotation, molecular function: L-glutamate gamma-semialdehyde dehydrogenase (NAD+) activity. Gene Ontology annotation, cellular component: mitochondrial matrix. The record is from RefSeq and is a predicted model, not a curated record.
AUGGAUGGCAGUCAAGCUAACCAUGUCUACACCCAGCCUACGUACGCGAAAGGCUCUCCGGAAAGGGCCAAGUUAGAAGAAGCGUUAGUCAAGCUUCGCUCUCAGCUUCCUGUGCGGAGUGAAAUCAUCUACGAUGGGAAAACGCAAGAUAGCUCCAAAUCGUGGGAUCAACUAAUGCCAGCGGAACAUGCAACUACCUUCACAAACUACCCGCUAGCCACGGCGGAGCAAACCAGGCUAGCCAUUGACUUGGCUCUGGGCGCAAGAAAGAGCUGGGAAGAAACCCCGUUUGUCGAUAAAGCUUCGAUAUUUCUCAAAGCUGCCGAGCUUGUGACUACGAAAUAUCGGUAUGAGAUAAUCGCGGCGACAAUGCUGGGGCAAGGGAAGAAUAUGUGGCAGGCCGAGAUCGAUGCUGCGGCUGAGUUGGCCGAUUUCUUCCGACUCAAUUGCAAUUUGGCGGCAGAAAUUCUUGAGAGACAGCCCACACGUGGUAGUGAUGGCAUGUGGAGUCGUAUAGAAUACCGUCCGCUAGAGGGAUUUGUUUACUCAGUCUCGCCUUUCAACUUCACAGCAAUUGGUGGUAACCUGAUAUCAGGCCCAGCGCUGAUGGGCAAUGUCGUGUUGUGGAAGCCAUCACCAUCCAAUGUGUAUGCCAGCUACUUAAUUUAUAAGAUCUUACUGGAAGCUGGUCUCCCCCCGAACGUGAUCCAAUUCGUGACUGGCGACCCGGAAACUAUUACUGACGUUGCGCUUUCGCACCACGAUUUUGCGGGCCUAAAUUUUAUCGGCUCUUCUGAUGUAUUCCGCUCUUUAUAUGGCCAGAUUGGCCAGGGAGUUGCGAAUAAAUCGUACCGCGAGUUCCCACGCGUGGUCGCCGAAACCAGCGGGAAGAAUUUCCAUCUUGUUCAUCCCUCCGCUGAUAUCCCCAGCGCCGUCAACCAUACCAUUCGUGGGGCAUUCGAAUAUCAGGGCCAGAAGUGUUCUGCUACGUCUCGUCUUUACCUGCCUGAGUCUCGGGCGGAGGAAUUCCUUACUGCAUUGAAGAAAGGCGUCAAGGACAUCGCGCUGGGCAGCCCCGAUAAAGAUCUGGGCGCUUUCAUGGGCCCUGUGAUUCACCGCAAGUCAUUCGACAAGAUCAAGUCUAUUAUAGACUCCAGCAAUAAAGAUUCGGCAUUGAAACUGCUUGUUGGUGGCACUUAUGAUGACUCGGUUGGCUACUAUGUGCAUCCAACCGUCUACCAGGUCCAAUCACCAGACCACCGCCUCUUGAACGAAGAGAUCUUUGGCCCUGUACUUGCCGUAUACGUGUACAAGGAUGCCGAAUGGUCUCCGACACUGAAGAAGAUUGAUCAAUCUGGAGGCGGCUUUGCUCUGACGGGUGCUGUUUUCGCCCAGGAUCGUGCUGCCAUCCGCCAAGCUGAGGAUGCGCUCCGAUACUCGGCCGGCAACUUCUACAUCAAUUGUAAGACGACCGCCGCGCUGAUCGGUCAGCAAAGCUUUGGUGGUGCGCGCUCGAGUGGAACAAAUGACAAGGCGGGCAGCUCUGAUGCUCUUCGCCGGUUCACUAGCCCUAGAUUGAUCAAGGAAGAAUUCUUCCAUCAAACUGGCUACACAUACCCCAGCAACCAUUGA